CGAAAAACAAAGCCAGUACAGCGACCAUGACCGUCCGACGGUACCUCCAUGGCAGCGGCGACAAGCGCGAAGAGCCUGAAGCGAUGCUCCUCAUGUACACAUGGGUCUUGGCAAUGUCUGCCGGCAUGACUUUGGCCACGUGUUUCACAGUAUUCAAAUGGAACGAUGUCAAACGAGAUGCAGGUCACGGCACGAUGUUUAUGGUGUUCAUGUCCGAGUGUCUAUGGUCACUCAUGAAUCUCAUUCGCAACUUUGUCGUGUACGUGAAUAACCGACAAGACACACUUGACAACCUUUCGAUCCUGCGCUUGUCCAUUCCGUGCGAGGUGUUCUUCAACACGACGUCGCUGUGGUUCAUCCUCAUUGCGUACGAGAUCCAUCGACGGGCGCUUCAGCCUCGCUCCGAGUGCAGCAGUCGUGCCGCCAUGUUACGGUAUUCCCUUGCAAUCUACGGGCUCGCCGUAUGCAUGGUCGUGUCGCUGGUCGCGUGCGACGCCCUUGACCUUGAAUUCGACACCAUCGACGACGAAACUGGUAAGCCCAAGGUGGAACGUGUGGCAGAGUUCGUGUUGGAGAACAUGUCGUGGGCCACAUGGGCCGUUCGGUUGGCGUCCGUCUUCUUGGCUGGCGCUAUGGCCGUCCUGCUCUUUCGCAAGCGGCACCACGUGGCAUUCCACAAACUUCCCGCGGCCCUCGUCUGGAUCGUCGCGUUGUUUUGCCUCUUCAACAUCCCGUACCUGGUGCUCGAGCCCCUCUGUGACAUUGGCGUGAUCAAUGUAACACUUGUCCCAUGGAUGCCCAGUGCUCUGAAAUGUGCCACGUACAUGCAUGGAGCCGUCAUCGCCGUCAUCCUCGGCCAUUCGGUGUCCGGAUUUGACCAAUUCUUCCUCGUCAAACCGCGGUUGCGCUCCAAAGCCAUCGACUUUUUCGUCUGUUCCGAAAGCCAAAGUGCCAUAUUGAGUUAAAAGCAUUUGUGUUGUUUUGUGUUUAAUCGCACGUCAAAACCAUA
This is a messenger RNA of Aphanomyces astaci, 1009 nucleotides long. RefSeq lists its product as hypothetical. The coding region runs from base 27 to 965 and encodes 312 amino acids. NCBI's taxonomy places the organism in Eukaryota, Oomycota, Saprolegniomycetes, Saprolegniales, Verrucalvaceae. The record is from RefSeq and is a predicted model, not a curated record. The transcript has a single exon.